Messenger RNA from Aspergillus terreus NIH2624, 4512 nucleotides. RefSeq names its product putative chromatin remodeling complex subunit (Chd3). Gene Ontology annotation, cellular component: nucleus; chromatin. NCBI's taxonomy places the organism in Eukaryota, Fungi, Ascomycota, Eurotiomycetes, Eurotiales, Aspergillaceae. Gene Ontology annotation, molecular function: ATP-dependent chromatin remodeler activity; DNA binding; ATP binding. Bases 1 to 4512 code for a protein of 1503 amino acids. Gene Ontology annotation, biological process: negative regulation of transcription by RNA polymerase II; chromatin remodeling. The record is from RefSeq and is a predicted model, not a curated record. The transcript has 3 exons.
AUGGAUUCUGAAGGGUCAAGUGCUCUUGACAAGCAGCUCAUGACCGACUUAUUUUCCACAUCAAAGUCCGAGUCACAGAAGGAUUCUCCGGAAGAGCAGGAUGCAGUGGUAUCACGGGUGGUGGCGGUUGAGCCGCCUUCGAUCUCUGAUGCCGAUGAGUAUGAGUGGCUCCCUGGCCACUUCGAUAUGCCAUCCUCGCGACUUGAGACCCUCGAUAAUGGCCCUGAAGCUUUGGCUCGAUUCCAGAACGCUGAAGAAACCUACAGCAUUUUGUCUGCUUCUGAACCGACAGCGCCUUCCUCUAGCGAGGAAUUGGAGUCCUCAGAGGAUGAAUCGCGUGCGAGCAGGAGGCGCUCCACCAGAGCAAAGAACACUCGUUUUACAAGCUUUUUUGACAGGAUGGGGAGCGAUAUGGGGCUGUCUGACGACGAAUCUAGUGACGAUGUCAUCUCCUCUGCCGCACCGAAGAAGCGGCGGUUGAGGCGCGGUCGGCCUCGAAAAUCCCUAUCGAGCACCCCAGACAUCGACGGAGGUUACGCCCCAAAGGGGACACGGUUCUCGACUAGACAGCGCAAAACCCUUCGAGGCAACUUGCGCGAAAGAUUUGAAGACGACAUAUCCGAAAAUGAAGAGUCCUCAAGGACAACCAAGUUCUUCGGCGCGAGGGAAGUCUUCCGCAGAAUACCACAUAAAGAUGCCUUCAGACAACGCCAUCGAAGCACAUGUGAAGUUUGCUAUGGCCAGGGGGAUGACUACAAUGCAAAGGGACCCUUGGUCUUUUGUCAGGGAUGCACCAGUGCUUUCCACCAGCAAUGUCUUGGGCCUCGAGCAACUCGCGAGCACCUUGUUACCAAGGUUGCUGACGACUUGUUUCUCCUACAAUGCCGUCGCUGUCUCGGUGUUGGUCAUAAAAAAGACUCUUCUUCGCCUCAUCAGGGCUUCUGUGCCGUCUGCAAUGUCAAAGGGAACAUGUCUGAGCCCCUUCGAGAGCGUCUAACUCCGAAACAAGAGCAACAGCUGCGUCAGGACAAUGGGGGAAGCGACCCAGCCACACAAGUAGACAGUGACCGUAUUAACAACGUCGACAACCUACUCUUCCGCUGCAUUGGCUGUCAUCGGGCCUUUCACUUCGAACAUUGUCCUGACCCGUACGAGUCCACGUGGCAAUGUCAAGACUGCUCCUCGGCCCCGGGUGAAGUCGCGGCCAUGGUUGCUUGGCGCCCAAGUGAUCCCAAGAAUUUCACUCCUGGAUCUAUUGCAGAAGACAUCCCGGAGUCACAGAAAGAAUACCUCAUUAAGUGGAAGGAUAUGUCUUAUAGGCAGACAACGUGGAUGCCUGGAACUUGGGUUUUUGGAGUUGUAAAAGGGGCCAUGCGCCGCGCCUUCUACAGGUCAGAGAAGAGCGACGCCCCACGAAUGACUAAGGAAGAGGCUGUUCCCGAUAGCUUCUUGCGAGUGGAUAUUGUUUUUGAUGUGCAGUAUUCAGAUGAUGACGGCUCCCAUGAGAGCUAUGAAGCCGACCUAGCGCGGAUUGACCAAGUCGCCAAGGCCUUUGUGAAGUUCAAAGGCUUACCGUACGAGGAGUCCGUGUGGGAGGAGCCACCGGAUCCUAACGACACGGAGAGAUGGAGUGAUUUCAAGGCCGCCUACGAAGAUUUUGUUCGUAGGGAUUAUGUCUCUACCCCUGCCGCUGAUUCGCUGAAAAAGCACCUCUCCCUGGUCAGGAAGCAAAACUUCAAGAAGAACCUAGCCAGGGAUAGCCAGCCGGACAUAAUGACGGGCGGCGAAAUCAUGGAUUAUCAGAAAGAUGGCAUGAACUGGCUGUACUACAUGUGGUACAAACAGCAGAAUGCAAUUCUUGCGGACGAGAUGGGCCUGGGGAAGACCAUACAAGUUAUUGGCCUGUUUGCAACUCUGAUCCAGGACCAUAAGUGCUGGCCUUUCCUUGUCGUCGUGCCGAAUUCCACAUGCCCCAAUUGGCGAAAGGAGAUCAAACAAUGGGUGCCUUCGAUUCGUGUGGUUACCUAUUACGGUUCAUCGACCGCACGGAAACUCGCUCAGGAAUACGAGAUGUUUGCGGACGGGGACUCUGAUCUGAGAUGUCACGUCGUCGUGACUUCAUAUGAGACCAUGGUUGACGAUGCUUCACGCAGAGUAUUGUCCAGGAUCCCUUGGGCGGGUCUCAUCGUUGAUGAAGGUCAACGCCUGAAGAACGACAAAUCCCAACUGUACGAAGCACUAUCUCGGAUCAAAUUCCCGUUUAAAAUCUUGCUCACUGGCACGCCUUUGCAAAAUAAUACGAGAGAACUUUUCAACCUUCUCCAAUUUUGCGACCCCACAAUGAAGGCAGAGGAGCUAGAGGAAGAAUACGGGGUAUUAUCGAAAGAAAAUAUCCCCGAGUUGCAUAAUAUGAUCCGGCCGUUUUUCCUACGGCGUACGAAGGCGCAGGUCCUCACAUUUCUGCCCCCGGUGGUUCAAAUCAUCGUCCCCGUCUCGAUGUCUGUGGUUCAGAAAAAGCUUUAUAAAUCCAUCUUGGCCAAGAACCCACUGUUGAUAAAGGCCAUUUUCCAGAGAAGCGGAACAGAGCUGAAGCAAGCGGAGCGCCAUAAUCUGAACAACAUACUUAUGCAGCUGCGCAAAUGCUUGUGUCAUCCGUUCGUUUAUAGCGAGGCUAUCGAAGAACGGACCGGUGAUCCUGCUGCUUCAUUUCGACGUUUGGUAGACGCAGCCGGCAAAUUGAAAUUAUUGGAAUUGAUGCUUCCGAAGCUCCAUCAGCGGGGAAACAGGGUGCUUAUCUUCAGCCAGUUUUUGGACAACCUCAACAUUAUUGAAGAUUUUCUCGAUGGACUCGGUUUACGGCAUCGCCGUCUUGAUGGAAGGAUGACCUCCCUCGAAAAACAAAAGAUGAUCGACGAAUACAAUGCCGAGGAUUCGCCAUACUUUGCCUUUCUGUUGUCCACCAGAUCAGGAGGUGUCGGCAUUAAUCUGGCCACUGCAGACACCGUGAUCAUCAUGGAUCCUGAUUUCAAUCCGCACCAGGAUAUGCAGGCGUUGUCUCGUGCUCACCGCAUUGGACAGAAAAACAAAGUCCUAGUCUUCCAGCUUAUGACCCGCGGCAGCGCGGAAGAAAAGAUCAUGCAGAUCGGCAAGAAGAAGAUGGUCCUUGACCACGUGCUUAUCGACCGCAUGGUCUCCGAUGAAGACGAUGGACGAGAUCUAGAAUCGAUUCUGCGCCAUGGAGCUCAGGCGCUAUUUGACGAUGACGAUUCGGGAGAUGUACAUUACGACUCUGAGUCAGUAGACAAACUCCUCGACCGCAGUCAAGCAGAACAAGCCAAGUCAUUGGAUGAGAAUUCAGAAUCCCACUUCAGUUUCGCUCGUGUGUGGGCGAACGACAAUCUCGAUGAUAACCUGCAAGGUGCUGAAGAAGACUCGGGACGCGACGCUAACCCGUCUAUCUGGGAGAAGAUUCUUAAAGAGCGAGAACAAGCAGCAGCCGAGGAGGCGAGAAGAAAGGCAGAGACGUUGGGGCGUGGGAAGCGAAAGAGGGCGACCGUUACCUACGUGAGUAAUGAUACGGAAGUAUCCCCUCAGAAGGUUCAACGUAAUGCGGAGAGCGACACCGAGUUCAGAGCCGCCGAUGCACCUGAGUCCGAAUCUGAAUCUGAUGGUGGUAUAUCUAUGGCUUCUGGCGAUUUGGAGCGGCCAGCCAAGAGGUCAAAAGAUGCAGUCCAACCCUUCCAACGUGCUCAAGCCGAUGAAGACCUCCUGCUCUCCGUCCCCGAUCGAGGUCCUGGGAUUGUGGAUGGACAUAAUGAGGAUCGUCCGGCCUGCAUUGCGUGUAAUCAGCAGCACGCUGUUGGCUCUUGCCCGUUGAAAAAGGCUGGAGCCGAGCAUUGCGGUCUCUGUGGACUGGCGCACUUUGGGAUCUCACGCACUUGCCCACAUUUAAGAUCCGCAACCCAAGUGGCUGUGAUGCUGCAUGCUCUAAAGUCCAGCAAUGAAGAUCCUCGGCUUGUUGAGGAGGCUAGAAAGUAUCUGCGCGGUAUUCGCGGUGAUCUGAGUCAAAGGCAGCGGAAGCAGCAAGCUCGCAUGUCUGGCAUGGGCACCUCUCCUGUUCCUCCUGUGGGUCCCACUGUCCCGACUACCGCCAUGGCUCCUACGCUUUCUCGGUCUCCUGCCGUUCAAAAUCCUGCGGUUGCUAGGGCUCCCAGUGCUGUCGGGUAUCCUACUUCAAUUCCUAGUUCUGAUGGGCGCCAUGGUACGGACAGCAUCCCUAGAUCUUCGGAGGUCACUCGACCUGCCAUCUCACCUCUGGCUGGUAUAGCUCCCAAUGCUGUCGGGGCUUUUGGUGCCGCUGGUCCUGCCCCUGCAGGAUCGGGUCUUAUUGGGCUUCCGGGUUCUGAACCGCCAACCAUGGGAAGAAGUGUGCAGGCGGAGUUUGAUGCGAUGGUGCGGCAAAUUCGGGGGCCGAAAUACGGAUAUUUCCCACCGAAUCCUUUUGGAUCUUGA